UGAUAUUGUUGGGCGUGGCAAACUGGACUUUAACAACAGCUGUAUAAAAAGAUCUUUAUCCACCUGUUCGUUGUGGGGGCACAAAAUUUCAUAUACCUCUCGAUAGUAGGCCGGAACGGACCCUUCAAAUAAAGCAGAAUACAUGUAGAAUGUAUCAACUGUAAUAGUUUUACAAACUUUAAUGAAUUCUAAGGAAUGAGAGUCAUGUCGCGUGACUUCGUGCAAUUUAUAUCGUAAACAAAUUAGCAAGCUUACCGAGAGUCAGAUCCGCCGACAUUUUGAAAUGAUCAUGUGACCAAGGAACUUAGUCAACUCGUACCUUGACCAAAUCGGACCCAGACGUGCAUUUUAAGAUUAGAUAUUUUUUUUCUUUAAACCAUUUAUUUUUUAUAGAUGAUAGAUUUAGAAAUAAGUAUAGAAAAAUCUUCAUAAGUAGUUGUAUAAUGAAAAUAUCACAAAGCCCAUUGAAUAGUUUCUUUACUUCUAUAGGAGGAAAAAAUUAAAAAAAAAAAAAGAUUAAUAUUUUUCUUUAAUUAAAGUAAAUCGUACAAUGGCUGAUUAGUUACGAAUUUUAUUUACAAUACAGUAUAUCAAUACUCAAACAAUUUUUACAAUGUAUUAGAAUUACAAUGCUACAAUAUUGCUACACAUAGUUUUUUUCCUCAACUUGAUCCAAUAUGUAGUAGCAUUACAUUUGCGAAAAAAGUUCAUUAGUAUUUUUUUUUUAUCUCUCUGUGUCAUCAUUUUGGGAAGUUCUUUUUUUUUUAAAAGUUCCUUUUGAGUCUGUUGGGGUAAUUCGCUGUACCAGGAAUUUCCGUUGAUUAGUCGAACCAUUGACUUCCAUGACACUGUUUACAAAUGGUGUCAACAACGGACAUAUAGUUGUGAUGGGAAUGACGCCGCUAAAAGAUCAAACAGAAUUAUAGAACAUUUGCAUAUAUAUUUUUAUAUACAUAUUACUAGCUAUAUAUAAGUCGAAAUUAAAUCAGAAGCAUGCAUUUUACGUGCACCUGAGAAUUUAAUUUUGAUGUCAAGUUUGGACACGAGAUCUAUGCACGUUUACUAUGCCGAGAAAGCUUUUGAAAUACAAUUCAGAUGACUAUGAGUCAGAUCCAGACCUGCACACAGUAACAACACUUGUAUCAAGAAACACUGCACCUGUUAAAUCUAAAAAGAAGGAAGGUAAAAAUAAAAAGAAAAAAGAGAAAAACAAGAAAACUAACAAAGUUACUCCACGCAACAGAGCCCACAGUGCUCCUCCUGCAAGGAGUGGUCGGACAGGUCAUGACCUUUGGAUGACAGCUGUCAAAAACAGGGAAACAUCAUCGUUAAUUAUCCGACAUCCUGAGAGUCCGCGUCACAAAAGCACUACAGAAUAUUGGGUUGAUACACUGAGAAAGACUGGCACAGGAAUCACAACACAGAGUACAGGCAGUGUGGGAACUAUAAACACCUUUACAGGAUUACACCGCCCCAAUGAGGCAGUGAUGGCUUACCUCAGUACAUCAUCAUAUCUAAGACAAAAGAUGGGAACAGAAAAAGCCAACAAAAAGUACAAUGAUCCUACAGCAAAACCUCCGACGGGAACCCCAGCAUAUCGAUCCCAAGAGGAAUAUUAUGAGCAGGUGCUAGAACUGAAAAAACAAAUGAAAUCCUUAAAUCAAGAAAUUUCAAUGCUCAAAGCCAAAGUUCGAAGAACAGAAGAAGACAACAUUAAAAAGGAAAAAGAAAUUGAAGGUUUGUUAGAUCCUACCAAAAGUGAGGAGAUGCGACGAACCAUGGGUGAAAAGCGACCAGAGUCCGGGGCCGUGAUUCAGAGUUUGAAACAAAAGAUUCUGAAGCUAGAGAACCAGAUUAGGGACAAAGAAUCCACAUAUGCAAAAUUGCAUGCAGAGUUAAAAACCACAAAAGUAGAGGAAAUGAAGGCACAGCUGGAAAUGUGCUUCCAAGAGAUAGUCCGGUUACAGAAUCUUAAAGACACUGGAAUGAUGGCCACAUCUCGGACCCCUACAAAGGAGAGCAGUGCCAAAAUCCGAGCACUGAAUGAAACCGUCCUUAGAAUUAAUAAACAGAAUGAAGAGUUACAGAUGGAAAACAAGGCCCUCAGGGAGGACCUGAAUAGGGAGAUAGAGGGGAGGGAUAGAAAAGUCUCAGGAGAUUUUGAAGACAUGAAUAAAAAACAACUGCUGACUGUCAUCUACAAUUUGGAAAAGAAAAUAGAGAAGAUGAAAAAGAUGGGAGACACAGAUUCCUUACUGUCAUACGACGGUAAACCAGAGAAAAAACGCAGGCCUAGUUCGGCUGUCACUAAUAAUAAGGUUGAACUUGUGGGGUCUGUGCAGGACAGACUUGACCAGCUAGACAAACGAGAAACAGAGCUACUAGAAGAAGUAGAGAAAUCUAAAAAGCAGGUCAAAAGACUGAAGGAGGAAAAAACCGAGAGCAGACACAAAAUGGAGGAAUAUGAAAAACUAAUAAAGGACCUGCAGUCGGAGAUUGAUUACCUGAAUGAUAGGCAGGGUAAGGGCACACCCCGCCGAGGAGUCACCCCCCGCGCUGUCACCCCCAGACAGCAGUCUCCCAGAAAUAGCCGACCUCCUAGUGGACGGAAGUACUCUGUAGACAGCACCUCUUCUGAAGAAAGACGGCGGCGAAGGAGGGAGCAGGAGGAAGAAGAGAAGGUUGAAAACUUUGUGAAGAAUCGAGCUGCAAAGAAACUACAGAAAGAGUGGAAGACCCAUCGGCAGGGGAAAAGGGAACAAGAGGAGUUAAAUGAAUUAGCCAAUAGGCAUCGAGAAACAGUAGCUGCUCGUAAAAUUCAGCGAGAAUGGCGGACACAUCCCAGGGAAACUGAUGUCAAAAAUCAAAAAGAGUUAGAAAGUAAGGUACCAGUAGAUCAAAUGAAACAAAGUCAUGCAGCCAUAGUUAUUCAGAAGCAGUGGAGAAAACGCAGAAAUGAUCCAGAAAAACAGAAAGAGAUGAAUGAGGAUUUCAAUAGAAAAGUGGAAAAUUUCCGAAAGAAUCAUGCAGCUAAAACCAUCCAGAAUAGGUGGACGGAUUACAAGUAUCGGAGGCAUGAGGAGGACCUGGACGAGGCAGCAUACAUGAUUGGGUCUGCAUUACGGGGGCACACCACACGAAAAAGUCAAAUGAAGAGGUUUAUGAGAGAUUAUGAUGAUUAUGAUGAUGAUGAUAGCGAAGACUACUCUACUGCUGUUGAUCUGAUACAAUCCAGUGUCAAAGGUCAUUACAACAGGAAAACGAAACUAAAAGCAUAUAGGGAUGAAGACGACGAUGUCUCAGUGAGGAACACAUUGUCCGGCUCUAGGCGGUCCAGGCCUUCUUCAGCAAUGUCCAGUCAUUCCAGGGCAAGCCAUGGCUCCAGAAGAACUUCUGGAAUUGUUGAGCGUCCAAGCAGCAGACACAGCCAAAGGGCCAACGAAUCUUACGAUGACGAUGACGACAUUCAGUUCUGAUGACGAGACGGCCAGACUUUCUAUGUUUAUGGACAAUGUGAUGUAGACUCCCCACAGUCAUUUUUUUUUUCAGUGAAAAAAAGGUUGUUAUAGUAGUUUAAGAUCAUAUUUAUACGGCUCAAUUCUUCUUUUAAGUCCGCAAUGCUGUGAUAAAUCCCAUAUCAUGUUAUCAAUACUAGUAUCUAGUUGCAAUAAUGAUGUUCAAAUUAAUGGAUAUAUUUAUAUGGAUUGUAUUGUGCAACUUAUAGUAUGAUUGUACAAUAUAUAUAUAUGCAUUUAUAAUUGUAUGCAUUCGCUUUUCCAGUAGAAGCUUUAUGGAGAAAAAAUCUUUUUUGAAUGAAAAUUUUAUACAUAGUGCUAUGUAUUUAGAAAAAAUGUCUUGUAUUUUGCAUAUGUGUAGAAAGAUUAUUUUUAUUAGAUAAGAUUUCCAUUUACAAAGUAUAGGCAUCUGUUCAUCAGGGUAUAUUAUAAGGGAACUGUUUUAGUGAUCUAAUAGCCUAACAAGAAUGAAAUAGAUUUCAUUGGUUGAAUUUAUGUUUCUCAACUUUGCUUUGUAAUGAAAAUGUAGACCAGCUAUUUUAAAGUAGGAUUGUAAUUUUUAGAUUCAUUUAUCAUCUUGAAAUGUUUGAACUCCCUCAGCUUAACAAAAGUGAAAGUACAUUGUAUGUACAUCUCUUUUAAAAGAUCUGUUUAAUAGUGAAAUGCAAGCUUAAGGGGUUUGUCCUUGAAGUCUGGACAAGUGCUGUUGUAAAUGACCCUGACAUACAUUUGUAAUAUUCAUACCAUGAUUGGAACCAACAAUAACCAGUUUAAAUAUUGAAAAAUAGUGGGAAAUUAAAAAGAAACUUCCUUGAUUUAUUUCAGAUAUUGUCUAUCAAAUAUAGCAAGGCAGAGCAUUAUAAACUAUUUCAAGCAUCAUGAUAUGUUUGACACAUGGAACUUAGCUUUAAAAAGUAUUAUUUUCAAAAUUUUAUUUGGAAAGAGUAAUCAUUAUAAAAGAUAAAACACUUCAAUGUAUUUGUGCCAAUUUUGAAAUUUAUCAUGGUAUCAUUAAAAAGUUAAUGUUUGUUUUCAAAUACAUUGUAAGUUAAAAUUUUAUUAAUAAAUAUUUGAAAAUGAAGGGAUUUAAAAAAAAAUUGGUAAAUGUGGAGCAAAAAACUUAUUAAUCUAUUAUGAUGAUUUCUGUAAUGUAAUUAAAUUCAGAUAUGAACAAUUUAAAUCAGUUAAAAAUGAAUAUCACUCAUAUAAAUAUUCGUAUCGUGUACAUGUAAAUGCAAAACCAGUUUCCUGUGCAUUGGUGGAGAUAACCAUAAAUAGCAUGUUGGUUACAUAUAGAAAUUCAUUAUGAAAUCAUCUGGAGGGGACAUAACGUUCCAUUCUCUUACCUCUAGAUGCAUCAUAUGAUUGUUUAUCCAAGUUUAAUAAUUGAAAAUACAUUUUAUAGAUCUUCAUGCAUUUAAUCAAUUACACCAUUUCUAUAUACAUGUAUUAAAUUUUCAUUUCAUGUUGGAUGAUCUGCAACCAAUAUCAUAUUCUCGCCAAUAUAGUUUGCAGUGCCAUUUUUUUAAAAAGAUGAUGUCUCGGAUUUCCCCCGAGUACCAUGAUAAUGUUACUGUUAAUUGUUAUUAUUUUAAAAAAAAUUCAAGUUAUCAAUCAGAAAGUUAUGUUUUAGACAAUUUGUAAAUGAUCUACUGAAUACAUAUGCUGUACACACAAUGAUUUUAGUCAAGGCUUGUUAAAUAUUUUGAUAGAUAUGAGGCCUACUGUCCAUGCAUUUUAUGGACACCUUCAUACAACGUAUUGGAGGCAGCAUUUGAUUAAACAGAUCUGACAAUUAUGUGGUAGUACAUAAUGUACAUUGUGUAUGCCAUUUCAUGUGUUAAACACAACUGUGAAGUUGUAAUACAAAUGUGCUCUAGAGCUGGAAUUACGUAUAUCAAGGAUCUGUUUUACAUACUGAUGAAAGUAUAGCUCCAGAGUUUGUUUAUGUAAGUUUCUUUUUGAUAAACAAACAACACACAUUGUUUUUGUGUUAGCUGGAGCACAAACACUGUGGAACACAAGCGAUGACAUGGCUGUCCAGCGAGUGUUUCUGUAAGAUGUGCAAGAUCUACUUAAUUCACUGCCUCAUACUGACAAUAAUUAUUAUGUGGAGAUAUAUCAUGUUAGUGUUUUCUCUCUUGGUUAAAGGGCUGAACUAAAAUGUUUUUAAUCAAAUUUGUAAGCAUUUGAAUUUUUUUCUAGCUAAUUGUAGAUUUAUUAUGUACAGCUUGUAAAAAAGAAAUGUAGGCUAAAGUGAACAGGAAUAUUAAUUUUUUUUCCACAAUGUAUUUUAUAACCCAUUCAAUACUUUUAUUCUAUUUCACGUGCAGUAUAACAUGGAGCAUGUCCCUGUAUAUAUCCAAGAUUUUCAGAUCUUACUUUCACAACAGUCAUUAGCCAUAAAAUUCUGAGACAUCAGUGUAAAUUUUGUUUAAUGACACUUAACUAUAUUAUUAUGUACGGAUACGCAUCAUUUCAGGUUCAGUUUAUGCUUCCUGUGUUGUGUCUUGUCUUGCAGUAAUUGGGCUUCAAGAGAGAUUUUUUGAAGUUUCCUGUGAUAUUGAUGUAAUAGAUCUCUCAAGUGUUAUUUGUUAUUCCACAAUUUUCCCAUUUGUUUUUGAAAAACAUUUUGUUUUUACAAUUUUGUAUACCAUGUACAUAUAGAUUAUUAAUUUAUGUUUUCUGUGUUUCUAUAUGUAACCCUUUUUAACUGUUAGGAAAUAAACUUGUCACAGGUGUU
Messenger RNA from Ostrea edulis (European flat oyster), 6258 nucleotides. RefSeq names its product IQ domain-containing protein E-like. The transcript has 25 exons. The coding region runs from base 1065 to 3476 and encodes 803 amino acids. The record is from RefSeq and is a predicted model, not a curated record. Gene Ontology annotation, molecular function: protein binding. Lineage: Eukaryota; Metazoa; Mollusca; Bivalvia; Ostreida; Ostreidae.